UGUGCACCGGCUGUCUCACAAAAAAGCCAAUCGAUUUUACGUCACUCCCAGAGGAAUUCGUAUUGUCGUUGAUAUCAGAUACGUCACAAAACAAAUUCAAUCGACGUUUUAGCGCCACUAACUGCUUUCGUCUAUGCGAUUUUUGUUAUUUGGAUAUUGAUCCAGAUCGCGUGAUGCAUAAUGAAGAGCAUGACGGCGGAUUCUCUAUUAACUAUAAAUCAUCACCGUCCUCAUCUCCAAAGAGCUCUAGCUUAAUCUAUAAUCAUGAUGAGAUUGAUGCGGUGGAAAUAUGA
This is a messenger RNA of Acaulospora morrowiae, 293 nucleotides long. NCBI's taxonomy places the organism in Eukaryota, Fungi, Glomeromycota, Glomeromycetes, Diversisporales, Acaulosporaceae. The record is from the annotation of a GenBank genome assembly.